This is a messenger RNA of Pedinophyceae sp. YPF-701, 1047 nucleotides long. Lineage: Eukaryota; Viridiplantae; Chlorophyta; Pedinophyceae. The record is from the annotation of a GenBank genome assembly.
AUGGGCAAGAUCAAGGUCGGCAUCAACGGCUUCGGCCGCAUCGGCCGCCUGGCGAUGCGCAUCGGCUGGGACAGCGACAAGUUCGAGGUCGUCCAUGUCAACGAGUUCCCCGGCGCGCUCGAGUCCAGCGCAUACCUCCUCAAGUUCGACUCUGUUCACGGCACCUGGGGGCCCGAGGUGGAGGACGAGGGCGGCUGCAUGGUCAUCAAGGACGGGGACCGCGUUGCCAAGGUGACGUACACGACCGCGAACAGCCCCGGCGGCGUGGACUGGAAGGCGUACGGCUGCGAGAUGGUGUGGGAGUGCUCGGGCGAGUUCCUCACGCGCGCCAAGCUCCAACCCUAUUUUGACAACGGAGUCAAGAAGGUCGUGGUGUCCGCGCCGGUCAAGGACGCGGAGAACCCGGUCCCGAACGUGGUGAUGGGCGUGAACCACCACGUGUACGAGCACGCCAAGCACGACAUCGUCACCGCCGCCUCCUGCACCACCAACUGCCUGGCGCCGGUGGUCAAGGUGGUGCACGAGAAGAUCGGGAUCGUGCGCGGCUCGAUCACGACGAUCCACGACGUCACGAACACGCAGACGAUCGUCGACGCGCCGAACGCGAAGAAGUCGGACCUCCGCCGCGCGCGGUCCGGCCUGGUGAACCUGGCGCCCACGACGACGGGCAGCGCCACGGCGAUCGCGCUGAUCUUCCCGGAACUCAAGGGGAAGCUCAACGGACACGCGGUGCGCGUGCCGCUCAUCAACGGGUCGCUCACGGACUGCGUGUUCGAGCUCAAACGGGAAACGACGAAGGAGGAGGUGAACGCGCUGUUCAAGGAGGCCGCGGAGACGUACCUCAAGGGGAUCCUCGGCUACGAGCCGCGCCCGCUCGUGUCGACCGACUACAUCAACGAGGCGAGGUCCGGGGUCGUCGACGCUCUGUCGACCAUGGUGGUCGACGGCACGCACCUCAAGGUGUACGCGUGGUACGACAACGAGUUCGGGUACUCGUCGCGCAUGGUCGACCUCGCGAACCUCGUCGCGUCCGGCAUGGGCGCGUGA